This is a messenger RNA of Ceratina calcarata, 1226 nucleotides long. Its product is annotated as aminopeptidase N-like. The record is from RefSeq and is a predicted model, not a curated record. Gene Ontology annotation, biological process: proteolysis; peptide catabolic process. The coding region runs from base 1 to 1095 and encodes 364 amino acids. NCBI's taxonomy places the organism in Eukaryota, Metazoa, Arthropoda, Insecta, Hymenoptera, Apidae. Gene Ontology annotation, cellular component: membrane; cytoplasm. The transcript is spliced from 6 exons. Gene Ontology annotation, molecular function: metalloaminopeptidase activity; zinc ion binding; peptide binding.
AUGAUUCGACUGGGUUCAGGUUACUAUCGUGUGAACUAUGAUGUAGAAAAUUGGGAACUGUUGAUGGGAGAGCUGAACAAGGGGAAUAAUACAAAAAUACACGUGCUGAAUCGUGCGCAGAUGAUCGACGACGCGUUGAACUUAGCUCGUGCUGACAGUUUGAACUACACGGUCGCGUUGAACGUGACCCUUUAUUUAACGCACGAAGCCGAUUACAUGCCCUGGCAACCGGCGUUCAGACACUUGGACUUCCUGCGGAACUUGUUACGCACCUCCGACAAAUAUUACACUUUCACGCGUUACGUGGCAUACCUGACGAAGGCUUUGACGAAGAACGUAGGUUAUGCACCGAAGAGGAGGGACAGCGAUCUCGUAAAAAUGCUCAGAAUAAAAGCAAUGAGAUGGGCCUGCGAAGUUGGCGUCAAGAAUUGCACAUCAUAUGCUGAAAAAACGUAUCAACAAUGGCUUAAAGAUCCUGAGAUGCAAUUGGACGUUAACCUGAAGAAGGAAAUUCUUUGCGCUGGGGUCAGGAACGCAAAUGAGAGCGCGUGGACUGAUACUUUAGAAUAUAUAACUGUAUCUACGCCCGAUGCGGAUGAUAGGAAGGAUCAGCUAAUGGCCCUAGCCUGUUCCAACUCGUCUGACAUUUUGAGGAAUUACCUAAACUCAACUCUCGAUCCAGACUACCCGAUUGACUUCAAGACCGCUGCGAUAAACGUGGUGUCCAGAUAUCCGACCGGUCCCCAGCUUGUUUUCGAUUUCCUGAUCAAGGAGUACGAACGCAUCAAGAAAAUACCGAAUUACAGAACCGCCGCGGGAGACGUCGCUAUAGCGAUUACUGGAUCAAUUACGACUCAGCAGCAGCAACUUGAUAUGACCGCAUUUUUGCUGGAUAAAAAACUGUUGGAAUGGCUGGAGAAAGCUAUGAGACAUACGGCAACGAACAUGCUAUGGAUUAAGAAGUAUAAGUCAACUGUAGAUAAAUGGUUGAGCGAUAACAGUGAUGUAUUCGAGAGGUCCGAUAAUAGUGCCAGCUCGAUGGCAAUCGCGUCGUUCCUCGUUAUAUUCUCAUUAUUUAUUACCCGAUUUUAUUAACGCGUAGUUUUAAUAAAAUAGAGGCACUGGAACGUAGUUUUAAUAAAAUCGACGUACUAGAUCGUAGUUUUAAUGAAGUACAAAAUGACCAACCGAGCGAACGAAUGUGAUCAAGAGUUAAAUGUUUUAGA